AGAAUCCUAGGGCUCCAAUUUACCUACCAAAAGGUGAAAUAGGGCAGUGGAACACGAAGUGCACUUUCACUUCUUUGUUGAAAUAUAUCUAAACCGCUGCCAUAAUCUAUCGCAGCAAAUGGGACUUGCAGCACCUCGCAAGAAAAUAAAAAUCUCCCAUGACCCCAAUAAUACCAAUUGGGCACGGUCAACAAGCGGUUUCGGACACAAGAUCUUGAGCUCCCAGGGAUGGACACCCGGGAGCUUCUUGGGGGCGCGCAAUGCCGCACAUGCUGAAAUGUUUACUUCAGCGAGUGCAUCUCACAUCAAGGUUGUCCUGAAGGAUGAUACACUGGGCCUAGGGGCGCGGCCCAAACGUGAUCCUCUAAAUGAGCCCACCGGUCUUGAUGCAUUCAAGGGACUUCUUGGUCGGCUAAACGGCAAGUCAGACGCGGAUUUGCAGGUCGAGCAGCAGAAGCGCGACAACGUAAAAUUAGCUCGAUAUGCUGCCACGAAAUGGCAAGCAGUCACAUUCAUAAGUGGCGGUUUGCUAGCUCAGGAAAAAAUUACCCCCAUUGUCACUGAGGAGCCGCAAGGAACCAAAAAAGACAAGCAAGAGGACAGACUAUCUGCUACGGUACCUGCACCGGACAAUGACCAAGUGAGCUCUGAUGGCAUUGAGGGGUCAGGCAAUGUUGGGGACCAAAGCGAUCACCAAAGCAUCAAGAAGAAAAAAUCGAAAUCCAAGAGCCAUCGGGAGAAGAAGGACAGAAAAAGGAAACAUGCUGACGGGCCUGAGUCCACCGACUCCGGAGAUACGAAUAAGAAAUCAGCAGAGAAGAAGAGUAAGGCCACAAGAGAUGAUGAAGAAAGCUCUUCAACAGCUUCUAAAGGUCCGUCGAGGGAGCGCCGUCCGAUGGGGAGACAUGUUUUUCGAGGCCGACAUAUUGCGCAGAAGAAAGCGGCUCUCAUGGACGAGAAGUCUCUCAACGAGGUGAGAACCGAAUACUUUGAAGUUGGACUUUCAGAUCGCAGAAGCUAAUGUGUUACAGAUAUUCAUGGUCAAAUCCUAGUGCCGUAUAUACCUCUCUCAUGACAUGCCCUAGACUUAUAGACAUAGAUAUACUCCUUGCUGGCUUGGUUCGGCAUCUCUUACAAUCGUCCGU
Aspergillus vadensis CBS 113365 is the source of this 1145-nucleotide messenger RNA. It is a transcript of the gene pxr1, whose product is annotated as telomerase inhibitor/ribosome biogenesis protein PXR1. The coding region runs from base 119 to 1021 and encodes 300 amino acids. Lineage: Eukaryota; Fungi; Ascomycota; Eurotiomycetes; Eurotiales; Aspergillaceae. The record is from RefSeq and is a predicted model, not a curated record. The transcript has 2 exons. Gene Ontology annotation, molecular function: nucleic acid binding.